AUGGAAGCUGCGUGGAGGAUGCUUGCGGCGAGAACACAGUGGAUUUUGAAGCUCCAGUUGCAAGCAGUUGAAGUGCCACUGUUCUCCAUGCUGGGCUUUCUGGCGGAGUUUGCUGCGCGCUUUGCUUGCCAUCCGAAGCAAUCGUCCUUGCUGCUGCACCCAGCUAGAUCUUUCCCAGUGACAUUGGCUUAUUUGGCAGGCGCGGAGAUCAGCUACAAGGUGCUGAACACAGCUCGAGUGCUGCGCCUUUGGCGCCUCUUGGCCCUUGAACGGUUCGUCCCAGCCUUCCAGGAUGUGCUACAGGUGAUCAUGAGCCGAGGAUAUCAAGUUGUGAACGUUUGCUAUGUACUCCUUUGCUUUUGGUUUCUCAUGACAACGUACAACUGGUACUUUCUCCACAGUGAGUUUCAGCUGAAGAGUGAAGAGAAGACCUUCGCAUGCUGGUACAGCAACUAUUGGUUUGCCAUGCAAUUCUCGCUCAUCCACAUGAGUGGGGACUAUCCAAUGACCGAGUACCCGGUGAAGGUGAGGGCUAUGCACAUUUGCUCUUUGUUCGUGGCUUGGGCCUUUGUCACAAUGCCAGUGGCCAUGUUGGCCGCUGCCUUCCACGACGCACUGGAAAAGCGGCGGUUGGUCGCUGCCAAGCGACGCCAUGAGGCAAUGUGCAAGAUCGUCCGCAUGCUACGGCGGGUGAUUUUGCGUCGCCGCUUCAGGCACGUGGUGGACACGGCCUUUGCAGAGCACCAGCAGCAGUUUACUCGCGUUGGUGUGGCAAGGCGCAAGUAUCCUGGUUUGGCCCAGUUACUGGGUUUCUUGAACUCCAAUGAGGUUCUUGGAUGGAAGGUCUAGGUGGAAUAUGGUGGGAUGGAGUUUUGCUUCAUAUGCGGCUCGUGAGCUCAAAAGCUCCUCAGUGGCAACCAGUGCGAUCCGUUCUAGAUUCUGGAGUUUCCUGAGAGAACCUGAGAGCCAAUAACCUUGGGUCUUCGUAUUGCUAUUGAACGCACACGUGACACACUCCAAGCUCAGGAAGUACCUCUUUGUGCCUUGGCCGCGAGAUAAAGACCCAGAGUUGUGGUGAGACUGCGGGAAGGAGUGCGGCCCCUUGCCACCUUCCUGUCUUGACUCUUGAC
Molecule: messenger RNA, 1130 nt
Organism: Durusdinium trenchii
Lineage: Eukaryota; Dinophyceae; Suessiales; Symbiodiniaceae
Source: the annotation of a GenBank genome assembly